Paramecium octaurelia is the source of this 846-nucleotide messenger RNA. Lineage: Eukaryota; Ciliophora; Oligohymenophorea; Peniculida; Parameciidae. The record is from the annotation of a GenBank genome assembly.
AUGAUGCGAAAAAAGGUUAAUAUUAUUAAUUAUAUUCAUUUAGCUUACAUUUUAUAACUCUGUCAUCGUUACUAUAGCUGAAACGAGGCUUAGAUGCUUUAGAGUAUUUCUAUAUAGCUAUUUAAAAAGCCCCUUGAUGAAUAUGAAUUCGAAGUUAGAAAAGGUAUCCAUCAAUUAAAAUUAGCAAAUACUUUAGGAAUCAAUCAACAAAUUUUUAGACUUUAUUACAUUUGAAUAGAUUUGAUGAAUGUUAAUCCAGUUAUAAUGUUGCCAUAUAAAAGAGGAAAAAUAAACCAGAAUAAAAUUCAGAAAAAGGCAAAUAUAUUUAAUAACAUUAAAGCUAAUACAUUAAGAAUACAAAAAAAAAACAAUGAAGCUUUGAUUUAAUAUGAUAAGGCUAUUGAGCUGGAUUCUUAAUAACCUAGUUUUAAUUCAGGAAAAGGUUGAAUUAUAUUUCAUAAAUAUAGCUCAUACAUUAUCAGUAAGGAACUCUAUAUUCAUUUCAUACAAGAAAUGAACCGGCUCGAAGAAGCCUAAUUAGAAUGGUAAAAAGCAAUAGAUAUAGAGUCAUCUAAUUCUAAUUAUUAUUCUGGAAGAGGUAAAUUAAUCUUUCUAUUUUAGCAUACACUUUAAGAUAGUUGAAUCGAAAUGAAGAAGCCAUAAUAUCUUAUGAUUUAGUAAUUUAAAGGAAUCCUUAAAACUAUGAGCAUCCCUCAGGAAAAGGUUAAAUUAUCAUUUUUAAAUUAAGGCUAUUCGCUAAGAUAAUAGCAAAGAAACAUAGAAGCCAUAGAUUCUUUCGAUUCUGCAAUAAGCAUCUAUGCUGAUGAUGCAUAUAUCUAUGCAUGA